UCUUUUUUAUUUUUUUUUUUUGAAGGAAAAUUACUAUUCCAUUUUGAAAAGGAAGGAAAGACCAUUCCAAUAUAACAAGAGAAAAAAUUUAAUAAUUUUUUUAUCAAUUUUUUUUAUGCAUUUUAAAUUUUAUUACAUUCCAUUCCUAUUCUUAUUUCCAUUCUUAUAUUUUUAUUCAUCUCAACCAAACACCACCUUAGAGUUGGCCUAAGAGACAUUAAAGUAUGUUUUAAAACAUUUCAAAUAAUUUAUGGUGCUAAAAUUAGAGUUUUAAUAGUAAGUUGUAUGUGGUAUGUGUUUUUAAUUUUUUUUUUCCAAUAUAAUGUUAAACAAACUGUUUGAACACUUAUUUUAAUAUCAUAAACUAUUUAAAAUUUCUCAAAUUUUUAUAUUUUAUAGGGAAUGAGUUUUGUCUCUUUUUAAAAAAUUAUAUUGCUUUGUUAUGUACUAUAAAUUUUAUUUUAUACUCUUUAAUUAAGGUGGAAUGUACUCUAAGCUCGGUAUGAAGUGCUUUGACUUCUAACUGUUAGAUCAACUCAAAUUUGAUCUAAUACCUUUACACAACUACUACCUACAUUCUUAUGGAGUGUUUGUUAUAUAAGUUAAACUUUGAAAGAGUCAAAUUUAACAGUAAUUAAACUUAAAUUAAGAGAAUAUGAAACUCAAAUAGUGUCGGAGGAGGUUAACACUUAACAUUACAAUCAAUUAAACAAGUUGGAGUCACUUGAAAAUACAAAUUCCUAAAUCAUUAAAAUUUAAUUUACCAAACAAACCAAUUGAGUUUGACAUUUUCAUUCCUCAUCAAAUCUAGCUCCAUACUAAACACCCCAUUAGUAGUAGAAUCUUCUUCUCAAAGUGGUGAUAGUUAAAACAAAGCUAAAAAAACAGAGCAAUAUUAUAUUAUUAUAGUAGAAAAAGAAAAGGCAAAGUAAGUACCUUUAUUUUAUAUAACUGCACAUAUAAAUACACAUUUUUAUAUUGAGUAAGAAAAGUGUAAUAACAAAAACAGUAACAAAUGUAGUUUGCCAAAAAUGGGAAAAUUCCAAAAGAAUUUAAAAACCCUAGACUGUCCCCAACUAUUUAUAACACCCAUAGACUUACAAAAGAUCACCUCUGCCUAGUGCCCUGUCCUCUCUUCUAUUACUCUAUCCUUAAACAAAAAACCCCAUGAUUCUUCCUCUUCUUCUUCUUUCAAAUUCUCAAAACAAAAACUCAGAAAUUAGAUGAGGCAAGUUAGAUCUUCUAAUACUAAAGGAAUGGUAGAAAUUGAUCAUCAUCAUCAUCAACAACUCCAUCUUCAUCAUCAUCAUCAUAAUAAUAAUCAUAAUAAAAAUAAACUCAUAGAAAAAGAAGAAGAUCAACCUCAUCUUUCUGGUGCUUAUAUUCGUAGCUUAGUAAAACAACUCACCUCAUCAUCAUCAUCACCAUCUUCUUCUUCAUCAUCAUCAUCUUCAACAAUGAAUCAAAUUCCCAUCAACAAAAACAAAAAAGAUCCAAACUUUGAUAAUGAUAUUAAAACCCCAAAUCAAAACCAAAACCAAAACCAACCUCACAAGAAACAAGUUAGGAGAAGACUCCAUACCACUAGACCUUACCAAGAAAGGCUUCUUAAUAUGGCUGAAGCAAGAAGAGAAAUUGUCACUGCUCUUAAAUUUCAUAGAGCUGCCAUGAAACAACAACAACAGCAAUCUCAACCACCACCACCGCCACCGCCUCCUCCGCCGUCUCCGCCACCGCAAACUCGGGUCAAUUCAAACCUCCCCUGUUUUGAAGAACAGAGUAAAAACCCCUUUUACUCAUAUCUUCCAAAUCCAUACCCAAACCCUAAUCCAUAUUCAUUUUCCCCAAUUCAACCCCAAUUCAAUUUCCCUCUACCCAACCAAACAUUGGGACUAAAUCUCAAUUUCCAAGAUUUCAACAACAUAGACACAACUCUUUAUUACAACAACAACUCAGCUGAGGUUAAGGCCUCAGCCUCAACUACUACUACUUUCUCUGCCUCCACCGUCUCGAUGGGAGCAGGAGGAAGUAGUGGUAGUAGUACUAAUCCCGGUCCAGUACCGGGAUUAGAUUUACAUGCAGCAAUGGAUGAUGAAGAAAUGGCUGAGAUCAGAUCGAUUGGAGAACAACAUCAGAUGGAGUGGAGUGAUACUAUGAAUUUGGUUACUUCAGCUUGGUGGUUUAAGUUCUUGAGGAGUAUGGAGAAUGAAAGUAAUGAUGAGAGUCAUGAUUAUUGUGAUGAUGGGGUUAAUGGGUUUAAGACAUUUGAUGAUGAGGUUAUGGAGUUUCCGGCAUGGUUGAGCUCUAAUGAAGCUGGGUUUGAUGAUCAUCACUGUUAUUUCUCCGAUGAGUUUUCUCAGGCUCCAGCUUUGCCUUGCAUGGACAUUGAAGAAAUUGAAGGUAUGGAUGAAGACUGGUUAGGUUAAGCCUCAAAAAAACAAUUUAUAUGAUUUUUUUUUUAAUUUUUUUUUGGGGGUUUAGAUAAUUAUUUUGGGUAGUUUUGGAAGAAAAAAAAAAGAGUAAAGAAAGUAUUUUGCCUUUUAUUUUGAGUUUGAGUUGAGACUACAAUAAGGGCUUUUGCCUAGAUUGAUGUCAAAGAAGGCAAGCCAUAGAAAAAAGAGAAGAAGAAAAACAGAAAUAAUAUGAUUGAAUUGAAAGAAAGUUUUUUUUUA
Cannabis sativa is the source of this 2672-nucleotide messenger RNA. RefSeq lists its product as uncharacterized. Bases 1224 to 2426 code for a protein of 400 amino acids. The transcript has 2 exons. Lineage: Eukaryota; Viridiplantae; Streptophyta; Magnoliopsida; Rosales; Cannabaceae. The record is from RefSeq and is a predicted model, not a curated record.